Molecule: messenger RNA, 13756 nt
Organism: Aethalodelphis obliquidens (Pacific white-sided dolphin)
Lineage: Eukaryota; Metazoa; Chordata; Mammalia; Artiodactyla; Delphinidae
Gene: MVB12B
Product: multivesicular body subunit 12B
Exons: 8
Coding region: 162-1028 (288 amino acids)
Biological process (GO): virus maturation; regulation of epidermal growth factor receptor signaling pathway; viral budding
Cellular component (GO): late endosome; ESCRT I complex
Source: RefSeq, a predicted model, not a curated record
CGGCCCGCGGAAGGAGCCGCCGCUGUUGUUGCUGCCGCCGCCGCCGCCAGGCCGCGCCCCGCCCCUGCCGCUGCCGCUCCCCGGUGAGGCUCGCGCUCGACCUGCGGCGCCGGCCCCGCCGCCUGGGCCCCGGGCCCGGCCCCUUCCGCGCCGCCCGGGCGAUGAGAAGCUGCUUCUGCGUGAGACGGAGCCGGGACCCGCCGCCGCCGCAGCCGCCGCCGCCACCGCCGCCCCAGCGGGGAACAGAGCAAUCCGCCAUGCCUGAAGUCAAAGACCUUUCAGAAGCCUUGCCAGAGACGUCAAUGGAUCCCAUCACGGGAGUGGGGGUGGUGGCUUCUCGGAACCGAGCCCCGACAGGCUACGACGUAGUUGCACAGACAGCAGAUGGUGUGGAUGCUGACCUCUGGAAAGACGGCUUAUUUAAAUCCAAGGUUACCAGAUACCUGUGUUUCACAAGAUCAUUUUCCAAAGAAAAUAGCCAUUUAGGGAACGUGUUAGUGGACAUGAAGCUCAUCGACAUCAAGGACACUCUGCCUGUCGGCUUCAUCCCAAUUCAGGAGACGGUAGACACACAGGAAGUGGCUUUUAGGAAGAAGAGGCUGUGCAUUAAAUUCAUCCCACGGGACUCAACCGAAGCUGCCAUUUGUGACAUUCGGAUCAUGGGCCGGACCAAGCAGGCCCCUCCUCAGUACACGUUCAUUGGGGAGUUGAACAGCAUGGGGAUCUGGUAUCGAAUGGGCAGAGUACCAAGAAAUCAUGACUCAUCUCAACCCACGACGCCUUCCCAGUCAUCAGCUGCUUCCACCCCAGCCCCCAACCUUCCCAGGCACAUCUCUCUCACGCUCCCUGCUACCUUCCGAGGCAGGAACAGCACUCGGGCUGACUAUGGGUACCAGCACUCCAAUCUGUAUGCCAUAUCAGGAGCCAAGCUCCCCAGGGCAGCGGGAACGUGUUGUCGAAGAGAAGCAUCUCCAGGGAGAAUUUCUUUUGUGCGCUGGCUAUUUCAGCAGAGUCGACAAGGAGCAUAACAAGUGUGGAAAGAUGACCUAUUUUGUAGAAAAGCUGAAUAUUUCCCCAGAUGCCUGGUGGCAGAGUGGUGCAAAAUAGGUCUGUGAAAUCCAGCAGGGCGGCCCCGUUCCCAAUGCACAUGAGGAGAGCUCAGUCACAGCAGAUGACUUUUUUCCCCUCCAGCUCGCAAAUCUUUUUCCAGCCACAGGGUUCGGCUGCCCCCACCGUACCUGGAUUCUCUGAUGGCUUUCCCAGCUGUUGACGUUUCUGCAGAGAAGGGCCCACAGAGUGAAAUCUCCUCUGGUUUGGCAGGAAUGUUCCUGUCUGCCUCUGGGCCACUGCUUCCUCGCCCCGCGGCUUUGAUGAGGUGUUGUCUGGGUUCAUUUCAGCUGUUAGUUUAGCAAUACCGAGGUAACAGUCUCAAGACGCAGGGGAAGCCAUUCAGAAACUUCCUGUUACGUUUGCGUAAGUGGCAGUCAAUUGGAUUUUAUCUUCCAAACAGAGGUAGUCGAGGCUGUGGCCCAGGGCAGCAGGCAGCUCGGGCCUCCUUGGUGGUGGCAGCACCAGGGUGCCCCGCCAGGGUCCAGGACUGCUUUGUUGUGAUGCCGCCAGGCGUGCCCUGCGGGACCCGCGGGCUCCGUAAGGCCGGCAGACUCAACACUGCGCAGUCGUGGUGCAUGCAGCUGGGAGGCCUGCCCAGCGGCAGCCUGCCUGCGAGCCAUUCUGGCUAAAAGGGAGCAGAAACCACGCCCCCGCCCCGUUCCAACAGUAUCUGGCACUGAGUGGCAUGUCUCAGUUUGGUAUUGCGAAGUUAAGGUUUCAGUGGUUCACUCCAAAAACAGUCAAGGCAGCAUGUGCCCCAGCCCCCAGCCCGUGCACAGUGCCCAAAGCCAUGAUGUCUGGCGCUCUGCUGGUAGUGGAACGAAUCCCCAAACUGUUCUCCUCCCGAAGCAGCUCUGGCACACGUUCGCAGCGGGCGUCAGGCACUGAGCCUUUGGUGCGAACUCCUGGCCGACUCUGGUUCAUUCCUGAAACCAUCUGAUCACUGCGCCCCUUGCUUGCGGUCCCUUCCUAAGAUACGUAGGUUUCCAAACAAUGUUAUUAGAAGUUUGAAGAGCAGCCCACAUUUAAUUGGUACGUAUGGUUAUUAAAGUAAUAUAUACUUUUAAGUGUUUUCCCAAGGGCAUACCUGUUUUCCCAAGGGCUUAUAUUCCUUCUGUACCUUUCACUGAGACAGUUCAUCCCUGUCCUGCCUGCAGAGGGAGAGACACUGCUCAGAGCUGCUGAGAGACCGGUGGACACAGCAUGUAGCUCUGUCCCCAGCACACAGAGGUGCUCGUGAAAUGGUUGUGGAAGGAAGUGGGGAGGAAGGAAAGCAUUUAGCCUAGUGUCUGCCUUGCCUGGGAGUACCCUCUAUGACCUCCGGGGCAGGUGAUCGUCCUGAUUUGCUGCUCCAACCCUAUAGUGUCUGGGCCACCAUCUCUGAGCAGCCCAGCCCAUCUCUGCGCGGUGCUCCCGUGUUCAGCGGGGCUGUCUUACGGUAUGUUCAUAUCCCUCCAGCCAUCUGGGGUACCACGCGUCCCGUCAGCAUUGCAUGCCGACUGUUCUGCACUGUCCAGCCAGUGGGUAGUUCUCUCUUGCCCACAGGAUUGGGGUGAGGAACAUCGUGCUGAAAUCCUGAGAAGCUUAUUCCCUUCUCUGCCAUCUUGUACCCUCAUCAGAAUGGCCAUGAAGCACACCUUUGAUCCUCACACCUCCUCUUCCAGGAAUUUCUUCUGGAAAAUACAAGAUGUGCAAAAAGAUUUAUCCACAAGGGCGAGCACUGCUGCUUUUUAAAUAUAAUACCCAAAAAAGGGGUGGGGGGGUGGAUAUCAUAAAUGUCUAAAAUAAAAGCAAGUGGUUAAAUUAUGAAACAUCCAUACAGUGGCCUUAACUUUUCAAGCAUCAGAAACAGUUCUGAUUUAGAUAAAAAGAUGUGCAUGAAUGCUGUUAAGUGACAGCCAGGACGUGCAGUGUGAUCUCGUUUUAAGAAGUAUAUCUAAAGGUCUGGGAAGGUACAUGCCAAGGUGUUUAUAGUGGUUUUCACUGGAUUUUCCUGCUCUCCUUUCUGUUUCUUUGCGGUGUCUCCUUUUUCUGUGAUCGCACAUAUUGCGCUCGAAAGAAGAAACAACAUAGGACCGAUGUUAACUUGUCACGCUCUUGGGAAGCCUUGCAGAUUCCAGUGAUCACCGUCUUUUCUGAGUGCUCACAAGUCUUUUGACUCAUCAUAUGCUUUCAAAUUCUAGUGGAUAUCACUUCCAGGCCACAGAUCAAUAACUGUCUUAUUAUCCCUUUUUGAGGACAUGAUUUUUUUCUGUUGUUCAGUCCCCUGGAACCUCCUGUCCACUGAUGUUCCUCAGAGACCACUGACUUAUCUUUUGUGCCCAGUGGCCCCCCAGACACCGACUGAGCUUGAAAGCACCAGGCUGCUCACCUUUCUUGCCCCUCAAAUUCCCCAUCACCAUGUUAUUCACUCCUUAGGGUUUGAGGAUGGUUUUCUUUGAAAGAGUAGAUGAAAUAAAAUGGUGGGCACCUGGUUUGUCUCACUCUGUAACCUGCAUAUAGUAGGGUUGGCAAACCACUGUUUAAAUUGUCCUUACUUGUGAUAAGUGGCAGCUCAUGGGCUCAUUCUUUCCUGGCGAUGUUCUUAUCGGUGUGUCUCCCUCAGUUACACGCCCUUAAGAUCUUCUCCUGGGAGGACUUGCUGCAGGGCCAUGUUGAUUUCUCUAGAUUCUGUCCCAAAGCCCCAGUUCCUAAGUUUCCUUGUCAGAACUUUUAGUGGCUGUUAGUUUUCUUUUAAAGAAUAUCUUCUCUCUCCUGAACAUCUUUUACUUUAGUCCCAGAUGAUGGUAUCCUCCCUUUUUGUUUCCUUAUAAUUUUUUUAGAUGUUUAGGUGUCUGACCGUUUGCUCAUUUCUCUUCCACCUAUUCCAGAAAGAUUUAAGGUAGCUGCAAAAAUGCAUGUAACAAAGUGAAAACGGAAGGGGAAAAGUAGGAGUGAAUGAAAAUACAGGAUAGCAAAGUAGGGUGCAGCUGUGGGUGAGGCUUUGCAUGAAGCAGAGAUUCUGGAUUUGGUUCUGAGUCAACAGUUCCUUACGGACAACCUAAAAAUAAGCUGGUUGUUCGAGGAGAGCCUAACUAUUCCUUUUGUGAAUUUUUCUUCGUACAGAGGGCCCUGUAAGGUGCUGGGAACAGCCGCCUUUCCGUGAGUUUGAUAAGGACAGACUGUAUGCCCGUGUGAGGCAGAUCCACUCAUGUUUGAACCCCUAAAAUGUUUGGAAGUUGAGUAAGAUGUUUCUUUAAGAAAUGCUCUUGUGCUGGGUGUCCUGUGCCUUAGAGGCUGGGGACCUCGGGGGACGUCAGGAAAGGGGAGAUCCCCAACGUCCUGUCCAACCUGAGGGCCACCUGUGCCGAGGGUCCCUGUAACAAGCAGCUCAGCCCAGAGGCACCAGGAUUGUUUUUUCCAACCUAGGAAUGUCUUGUCAGCCACGAGGCAGGUUUUACUUAAGGAACAGGUGACAGUAGGUAUGGGACACUACGCUGUAAGAGUCUUGUUUUUGUGGUGGUUAUAAACUGAUUUAUAGCGCCAUGUAAAGAAUUUUUACCAAAGAACUUGUUUUUCUCCGUUUUGAAAAAAACUGACACAGUCGUAUAGAUUAGUACAGUAAUAAAGCAGAGGCAUAUUAAAACCAGCAUGUAAUAAAACCAAACAUCUCCAGCUCAGCCCACAGUUUCAGGAUGAGCCACGUGCAGAAAUGCGCUGAGGCCUCGUGGUGCAGGGAAGCACCUUUUAGCGCCUGACAUCUUCAUCUGUCCGUCAGCACCAGGCUGACCACGUGACUUAUUUUCCACUUCGUCACUUUUGAGAGUGAAAGGGGCACAGAGUUGCAUCAGGACAAAGCCGGAACCUGGAACCGACCCGGCAGACAGGGGCUGUGGUCACCUUGCCUUUAGUUUUUCUGUUUUCUUCAGGUUUUUUUUUGUUUCUGUUUUUGUUUCUGCUUUUGUUUUUUGAUUGCUGGAAAAGCCAGCUUAUUGCCCUGCACAGCUGUUGCCUCUUAAAAACCAGUCCCUUUUCAAGAUGUUUGACAUCAGGAAGCGUGUGAGAGUGGACAAGCUGGAGUCCAUCGGCCAGCAGUUCAGCCACGACACUCGUGCAGAGAGAAGGAGAAUUUUAUCUGAAACACAGAACCCCGUACGAGCCGUGUAACUCUGACAUCAGACCGGGAAAGCGCAAAGCAAUUAAAAAUAAUUAAUGAUUUCUGAAUAUCAGCCUUCUCCAUGCAGUUUUAAUCUAGUCCUCAUUUAAAUUGGAAGAUGGACAUUUAAUUAUCAGUAUUAUGAAAUUCAUGAUUUAUAUAUUUCAUCCAACUGGAUAAAAUUUCUGCCAUCAGCCCUUCAUCUUAUUAUGAAAGAAAAUCUGUAUAUUUCACAGUGUGAUCAUUUAAAAACUCAUCUGCAGCAUACCCAACAACUGCAAACAUAUUUUCCUUUCAUUUCUGAUGAUUACAUUAUUUCUGUCUUUUAAUUAGGAAAAAAAAAAUCUCACCUGGAAUAUCGGAAAUAAACUUAAUACUGUCAUGGUCAUAAAGCACUGCCGGGUCAGAAAAUGAAGAGACCAAAGGACUAAAACAAUAGGGUGUGUGAGAAAUGCUGUUCUUUUCUGUGUAAGGUGUUCUAACAGACAGCUGCUCCACAUGUCACGUUUAUGCUGCAGAGUUUGCAUGGGGAGUGAGUGUGUGUGUGUGUGUGUGUGUGUGUGUGUGUGUGUGUGUGUUUCUCCUUUUCCCAUGCAUGUGGGUGAGUGUCAGCCUGCGAUUGGGUUGACAACCUCAUAGGAGGGGAAGGGCCGCCAGCUUCUAGUGGGAGCCCCGGAGUAAUGUGAAUCGCCCUCUGCAUUCGCAGGUACCCCUGUGGCCUCUGUCAUUAAUGGACAUGUUCACGCGGCUUUUGUGGCCUUGAACUUCAGACCCCUCCUUUCCUUUAUCCUCCGAUGAGGAUUUUCAGACUCACCUAGGACUGGUUGGAGAGGUGGGGGGUGAGCACGUGGGAGGGUGGCAGGGAUCCGCGGGAGGAACGUCAGUUUGAUGCAGGCCCAGAUUAUAGCAUAUGGGGAAAAUUCCUCAACGAAGUGAAAAAAUAUUUAUAAUAACGGUGCUCAAGUCAAGGAGGAAAUAAGUCCUUUUAAAGACAUAUAAAUUUUUAUCAUCCCCUCUAACAGCCAUUGCGUCCCUUGCCUAUCCAUCUAUUCCUGCCCUGACAAAAAAGGAAAAUAGAAUAAGAAAAAGCAGAAAUGAAUGGGAGUGGGUGGGCACUUUAUUGCAUAGUGUAUCUGUACAUCCUGACGUAAAGGUGCGGGUGACAGGUGGCCAGGUUUGCUCUGUACACAACCAUGUGUGUGCUGUCAGGCGCUCACACGCUGCCUUGUUUCGAUUGAUGAAUUGCCUGCUUUCUUGAUUAAACCUUCCGUCACUUAAGAAACAAAAAGCCUGUGUUUAGAUGGCAGAGUGGGACACGUCAAAAAAAUCUGUCUCCUUUACCUUUGUGCAGAUGUUGGGCACAGACUGUAACAUGUAUUAUUAAAAUGAAUGUGGCAUUUACUGUGCAUUAUUCCUUUCCUGGGAGAAAGGACUGUAAAUUAUAUGCUAAUAAUAAGCUUUAACCCUUUCGAAAUGCGAAAGAUUCAAGAGUGCAAAUAUUCAUGGAGGCCUGGCUAAUUGGACGUGCUUUCAUACAGCCACCGUGGUCACUGGAGUUAAUGAACGGUUUGUGCGGGCAGACACGCAGGGCACUUGGGAACUCGAGGUGCUCCGCUCUGCAAGUGCCUCUGCUAGGAUUUUGCGGAGAGAGACCCUGAAACCCCUUGGCUGGGCUCUGGGUCACCUUACGACAGAUGAGGUCCAGAGCCAUGUCCAGUUCCCCCGGCGCAUCUUCUGGACCUGAGCAUCAGGCAUGGUCCUCUGGUGUUCUCCUGUGUCCCCGCUUACGGGGCUGGCUGGGCUCGGGCCCGGCAGGUACCAGGUGUUGGUGCCUCGCACUUCCUGGACCUGGCUUAUCAGUCCUCAGUCCAGUUGCCCAGGUGGCAGACUCAUGUCCCCAAAGCACAGCCUCUCAGAUCAGACCUUGCGUUCUUUCAUACCUCACCUGCCUGGCGUUGGGGCUGUCAGUGGCCAGUCUCCACCUGUCCGGCGUCCCUUCCUCUGUGCCCAGCAGCCGAGGUCGCUCCCCGUGUCCUCAUCUUUGUGUCUUUCUGUGCAUCUGCCCCUGCCAGUCCCGUGGCCCAGGUGGCCCCAUCGUCUCUUCUCCUUUCCUCUGCUGACCCAUGCUUGAAGCCCUGCUCCUACACUACCUCUUCAUGAAGCUUGUCUGCGUCCCUUCCAGUUGGGGCUGCUGGUCUCCUCCCACACUGCUUUGUGUUAGAGCGAUCUCACCUGGGAGCACUCUGAGGCAGCAGAGGCUAUGUUUAGAAGAGACGAUGGAGGCUGUCUUCAAUCCUUUUUGAAUCCAUGCGGUUGUAAUUAAAGGCAAAGAGACCAGAACGACUGUUCACUUCCCUGUUCAUUCAGCAGACAGCGCUGCCGUGUGCCAGGCCCCGUGUUCCCUCUUCGAGGGAAGCGUGGGGAAGAAGGUUCAGCAUGUGACUGACGGGGCGUUUGGGGUCAGAAGCACGUGGGGCCAUCGCACAGAGCCACUGUGAAUGGCCGCACUGCACGACGCACGUGAAUGGCUCCUGGCUGGAGCUGUGCAAGGGCCCUGCGUUACGUUACCCUGGGCAGGUCACUCAAUGCUAGUUAUUCACCCCUGGAAAAUAAUACAGUAACCGCCCACUAGCUUCCCAGGAUUGCUGAGAGGAUCCAGGAUAUAGAAGAGUGUGUUAUAAAUCAGGAGGCAGUGCGGGAACGUCACUUCCCUCCCUACUCGCCUCCCCUGCAGGGCUGUGAUCAGAGUCGGAGCCCAAAGGUUGGAUGAGGAUUGCCGCUCAGGACACACUGGCUCAUCUUGGCCCCGCGCUCCCUUGUAUGAUUUUAUCUGUGAGAUUUUACUUCUCAGCAGUCAGAGCGCUCUGAGUGCUCAGCGAAAACAUCUUCCUCAGGCCAGAGAAACUUGCAGCAAAGGCUCUGGCAGGGCUCGGCUCGGCACCCCCUGGAAACCGAGGCCCACUGUCACGCAUCGUCACUUAGACGUUGGCAGCUCUCCGUGCCAGGCAGCCCAUGAACCCUUCUCGGGAAGGUGACAGGAUGCUGGCUUGAGGGCAGGAAGGAAAGACGCCCUUGGCAGAGUGAGCUGGCGACUUUCCAUAAAAUCUUCCAACGUGCCUUUGGUGUCUUUGGAGGAAAAGUGCUGCUGGGCUGGCCGCCUUCCGCUCCAGGCCUUCAUUUCUGCUUUUCCUGUGCUCCACCGGCAGGAGAAAGUUACGACUUCUUCCAGUUUCGUCAUCGUGAAAAAUAAAAAUAUUAUUAGGUGACAGAUACUUCAGUGCUCUUAAAAGGUGGCCACGCCCUGCUGUGCCUUCAGUCUCGCUUCGGUUUUUAGGCACGGCGGAGUGUAGGCGGCGUUGGUUUAAUGGGCCACGUCCCCCUCUUAAAUCCUCGAGUGAGGCAGCGGAGAGGCAGUGGGAAGAGCCGGGUGCAGGCCCAGCCUCUCCUGCUGGCUAGCCCAGUGAUGGCAGGCUCGGCACCACGCGUUUCUGGAUCUAAAUGCCCACGUCUCUCGACAUCAGUAAUUGUAAUAACAACAUCAGUGAUUCAAAUGUAACUGUAGUUCAGCUAAUACUUUUUGGAAGUUUCCUCUGUGUCAACCACUGUCUAGUAUCUAAGGUAGGGGUGGUAACACCCACCUCCCAGGGCUGGGGUUGUGUGGGAAGGAGCCUGUGUGUUUUUCGGGUUGGGAUACCUGAGUUGUUACUAGCAAAUGUGUACUUACUCCAGACUUCAGAGAAAUUCCAUCCAAACGCUGUCUUGACUAUAAACUUCCCAGACACGGACAGUUAGAGAAAAACCAACUUUCUGACACCUUUCUCCCUGCAUGCUUACCUUCUUUGUCUAGUUUUUAAGCAGAAAUAUGCCUCCAUUUCCCCAUCGUAAUUCCCUUCCUGGCAGGCAGCGUGAUUGUGGUCCUUUCUGAAGGCCUAGCCAGAGAAAUGCUGAAAACAAAGGGAAGACGCUUAAUCCCAGCUCUUCAUCUGCUCUUAGCACUUCUUCAGAGGUUUUCUCUGGGGCGAAUGAAGUCGUCAGGUUUACCGAACACUCCUGCCUAGGAGCAGCUUAUAUCGGAUUAGCCCUUUGUUCCUUUUUCUAUCUCUGUCUCUCCCUGUGUCGCAAUAAUAGACUGUCAGCUGAGAGGGGGAAAUGAUACAAUUAAGGGAAAUUCUUUAAACACAUUGAGGGAGCUGAAGUUGUUUUUGCUUUUAUUAAAAUGGAUUGCAUUCAUUUAUUUUAAUAAUACCUAGCCUUCUUCUAGCACUUACUGUGUACAGACUCUGGAGUAAGCCCUUUCCAUGCGUUCCCAACAAAUCCUUGCCAAGAAAACCUUCAGGAUUUGUACUGUUACCACUACUGUCCCUAUUUUACAGAUACAGCACAGCUGCCAGCGUUGCUGAGUUCCUACGUUCAAGCCUUGUUUCAAGCCGCAUAAAAUAAGUAUCUUUAUUUUACAGGUGGAGAAAUUGAGGUUUGAGAGAGUGAUUUGCCCCCAGUUACACUGCCAGUGAGCGGGAGGGCUGAGAUUCAAGCCCAUCCAGACCCUAAGUUCCCAGCCCCCGCCUGGAGGACGCUCCUUCUGGCUGUGGACCAUUUCCCUGCCUUUGUCAACUGAAGUUGGAAGGACCCACACACCCAGAGUGGCUCACGGUUUAUUAGGUCUCAGUGUUGUUUCAACCUCAGAUGGUCCCCGGCCCCUCAUCUCUGGGACCGCAUCAGAGUGAGGCCUUUGAUCCUUGACUGGCAAUGACCCCCCAGUCCGCAGGGCACUGCCAAGAGCGGUGUGGCUCCUAUUGGCCAUUGCUGGGCAGAACGGUGAAGAGGUGAGCACACAGCCCCUCACUUGAAGCUGAGUGACCUUAGGCAAGCGGGUUCACCUUUCUGGGCCUCAGUUUCCUUGUCUGUUAAAUGGGAAUGGCAGUGGUUUGUAGUGAAGAUUAGAACCGUGCCUGGUACGUGGAAGGUGCUAUAGAUGUGUUGAUUAUGAUUGUAAUUAUUCCACAGCACCUCCCUCCCACCCCUUCUCAGAUUCUUUUCCAACCAGGAAAGGGAAUACUCCAGAUGCUUCAAGGAACCUCCUCUCCAUCAGUAGGCAAGGCUACUGCUGGUCUUGUGUCAGAGACGGAGACCUUUGUCGGGGGGUGGGGUGGGGUGCGGAGCUCUGGGCACCUGGAUGUCCCCUUGCUGUGGCCUUCCAUCAGCCCUGUGGUGGCAGUGGGCAGCGCAAACAGACCAUUUCACACCUUGGGACUGAAGUGUAGGCGUCUUCUUGCCCUGUCCCAACUUCCCGGACCCUGCCCACAAUAGGCCUCUUAUUUGAACUGACAGUCACCUCAGUGCCAUCCGCUUUGAAGCUUCGUUCUCUAGAUUGGGCCUCCUAAGGUGCCAGCCUCUGCUGAGGUCACUGAGCCAUUCCAGACCCUGUGCGACCCUCUCCUGAGCUCCUGGUCGCAGCUCCCGUCCUGCUGGCCCCACUGCCUAGGUUCUCCUGCUCUCCCGCGUGGCCCAGCUCCCAGGCUCCAGCCUGGCUGACUUAUGACGGUAGUCACAGGGGAUCAGCUUCUAGGUGAGCGUCUUUAAACUUAGUGAGUAAAGGUGUGGGCGUCGGCAGAACUCAGGGAGAGGUUGGAUGGCUGUACGGAAUUCGGUGAUGAGAUCAGGAGUUAUCCUCUCUGUCCGUCACACAGGAUGUCAGGACGAAUGCAUUUAACUGCUAACAUUAGGACAAAAGACAGUCUGAUCUGUUUUGUAGCAGUGAAGCCACCUUCCCUCUGGACAGAAUACCUGAAUCCAUCCAUUUUUGUGCAGUUGGUGUUUGUGUCCUGAAUACCCAAUGCUUUCUUCCCUCUUUUUAUAAAUGGCCGGUGGUGGUCUUAACCUUUUAUGUUUAAAAACACAGUCUUCACUGCUCCAGCCUAGGGUUUGGACAGGAUGUAUUUAUCACACACCCCGGAGAACGAGGCUCCUUACUCCUCAGAUUUGUGUUUCGAUCGUCUCAGACGGUGAGUGAGGCAGAACUGUCCUCCAAGCUUGAGAUCCUUUGUUUAGAGCAGUUUCUCGCGCCUGGCUUGUUUCACAGUGUGAACGAUCUCAUGAUCCACUGGCGAGGCAACGUCCAUAAUGUUGAAGGAGAGAGGAAAGCGUGCCUCGUUGGCCCCAAGCAUUGCUCCUGGUGACACGCUUAGAAGCACUUAAUCGCCUCCUAUCUGGAGGCCAUAAACGCACCCAUCUUUCUGUUCCGUUGCCUCCUGUGUUUACCUUACAUAUGCCCUGUGCUAACAAAAUGUCAGUGUCACUCCUGUCAGGGGGUCCUUUGGCUCACGAAUUACACAGGCCCUCCUCACCCUUCUUCUGCCAAAGGUGGUUGGACCUUGUAUAGGCCCAGCGUGGGCAGCUUCUUCGGCCGUAAGCCUCUUGGCUAUUCAUGCUGCUUGUAAGCUUUGGCCGUCUGACGGGUUUCCCGGUUCUAAUAAGGGCGACCUGUCUUUCGUUACGACGUCUUGUUCAGUGCUCAGUUCUCUGCUGGAGUCCAGGGUCCGUCCCAGGAGGUUAGGACCACGCGCCCCAUUCACUGGUGUGCGUCCAAGCAGGGCCCGGCCCGCGGGAGGCGCUCGGUGAUAUUGGUCGUCGGAUUGCUUCUUGAAAUCCACCCUUUGUAUCCGCCCUUCCCAGCUGCGUGACUUUGGACAAUUUGUGUAACAUUUCAUUCGUCUCCUCUUCUGAAUCUUGAGGAUUAGGGAUCAUGGAUGUGAAGUGCCUUGUGCUGAGCGGGCCCCGCAGAGAUGGCAGCUGAAUGGCUGUCGCAGACACUGUCGUUCCAGGGAGCGCUGGGCUUAGUCACCUGCAGUAAGACCCCCACCUCCACCCCGCCUAAAAUACCAUCAGGAGGGGCAGCUGGUCCACUAGGCAGGGCCAGAGGAGAACUCACAGCUCACACCUGGAGGGACCCUGCCCAGUUCAGGGGGCUUCUUGGUGUCAUAUAAGACCAACCCCCCAUCCUAGCUCAGAAAUGGGUAAUUGCAUGAGAUGUAAGUUUGUUACUGGGUAAAACAAUUUAAAAGAGAACAUCUCAACAUUUAAAUGAGCCUCCAGUUUUCCCCUUCCCUUCUCAUCGAAUCAGCUCCGACUGAGAAAGGAGCAUAUCCGUGCUCAGCCCUCUAAACACUUUGACUUCUUUCUUCUUUGCCUUUUGGUUUGUGGCUCUUUCUUUCCUGCCCCUGUCAUCCCAGGACCCUUGAGCCAGAGUCCUUACGUAACUGUGAGCCAGGACUUGCUUUCAGGGUCCAUGAGAGUCACGCCACCCACCGAGCACAUCAUGAAGGCUUCGCUGCGCUCCAGAGCUGCUGCCAGGCCGGGUGCCGGCUCCAGGGCUUGUGCCGAGGGCUGGCUCGGCAGCCACAGGACACACCAUGCACUGAAGACGAUCUUUCUUGGGGUUUGGGAGAACAGUUUAAACAACUUUCUUAGAUGUCCCCAUCUUAGGGGAGGAAGCCAGGGUAUCUAUCGAUGCUAAGGGACUGCUCCUUUCUUCAGACUACAUUUUUUUUAAAAGAUAUUGUAUCUUUUAUUUGGAUUUAAUGAGGACAGACAUUUUAAUCAGAGGUUAGUCAUUUAUUUUUGCAAACUAUUGUUUUGAUUCAUCAUUUUUGCAGAUAAUUAAAUGGUUCAGUUGGCACAGUGUGUCUACUUUAUUAAAACAGGUAAUUUUGGGAAAAAAGAGAGAGAGAUGCUAUUUUUUGGAUCACUGCACAAGAAUUGCUUUUAUCUUCAUCUUUGAGCAUAGUUUCUGGUUGUUUUGCCAAAAGGCUCUCUCACGUUCAAGCAUUUGGUGUCCUCUCUGGUCUGGGGGGGGCUUGCCCUUGAAUGAUUGGGGUGUUAGCCUCUAUGCCCUUUGAACCGGGAGGUGAAGCAUAAAUUCUGUGCUGUUACCUUUUAGAAAGACUCUUAGGUUUUAAUUGGAUUGGGGAAAAGAGCCUACAAGUUAUGAACUUUGCAGAGCAGCAGUUUUUAUGCUAAAAACAGAUUAAUUGUAGCCCUCGCAGUGGGUGGAGUUUAAAAGUCAAUUACUGCUUGUCCUAUUAUAAUUUACACACCUAGGAUUUGAAAAAGUCUGUCACUUGGUAUAAAAAUGAAAAGGUUACGUGUACUGGUUUGAGUAUUCCUGUGACUUUUCAUUUGUAAAUGCUUUAACUACACAUAUUUGUGUGUGUGCAACUUGUAGCUGCGGAGUUCUAAUACUACUACAGCCGUGAGCAGGAUUCUUCAGGAAGAGUAACCUUUAAGAUUUCAUUCUUUACAUCCGUAACCGCUUGGAAUAUAGUCCUUUGUCUGGCGGUUCAUUCCACUUGUAGGCACCGUGGCAGCCCCUGCAGGGCCUUGGGGACACUCCACUCCCGGGUCAUGAACCAGUGAGGGACGGCCCUUCAGGGGUCAGUUUUUUAAAAACAAAUUGCUCACGACGUUUGCCUUCUUUGAUUUGCCCAUGUUUGCAUCCUGAAUCCGUUAAUUCAC